GUCAUUUUUAUUGGAUAUCGCCAAUCGGAUGAGAAAUAUAGCAUUGUUGAUCAGGAAAAGUAGACACCAGGCAGUGGAUUUUAGACUUUAUACCGAAAAUGGUGUCUAAUAAUUCGUUACCACACCCUUACUUCCCAAGGGACAUUUCCUUGCCACACUAUGUUCCAAAUGACAAGGAUGUGACCGUUUUAUUGGGAGGAUUCUUUGCUGUUGUGUUUGCUUUCAUUGCGGGCGUUUGGAUUUACAGCGGUCGGUCGACAAAACCAAAAUUUUCGUUAUUUGAAAGAAUGAUAUUAUGUUGGUUUGUUAUGUGUGGCAUCAUUCAUACUUUUUUAGAGGGAUACUUUAGUAUUUUUCAUGCUACAAUUGCAGGCGAAAUGACAUUUUUAGCACAAAUUUGGAAAGAGUACAGUAAGAGUGACAGUCGUUACCUUACGUCUGACACAUUUGUUUUAUGUAUGGAGAGUAUUACAGCUGCUGUAGAUGGACCCCUUUCAUUUUUAGCUCUUGCUGCUUUUCUAUGGAAUAGUUCAUACAGAUACAUCAUACAACUGGCCCUUUCUAUAUGUCAGUUAUAUGGAGAUGUUUUAUAUUUCAUGACAGAAAUUAAAGAAGAUUUUCCACAUGGCGACCAUAGAAAUCCGAUGUAUUUCUGGUUUUAUUUUGUAUUUAUGAAUAUGUUAUGGAUCAUCAUACCUCUCAUAUUGAUCGUCCAGGCCACUAUGAAACUGGCUCAAACUCAGUCUUCUGCAGAUCGUAGUCUUAAACAAACUAAAAGUGAGAAGAAAAGACGUUGAAAUAGAGAACUUUUGUAAUCUAUUAACAAUUUAUUAAAUAUAGAAUGUAUGGUUUGGUAAAAUGUUGUAUAUGUAAGCUAAAAGAGAAAUGAGAAAAUCAAAAUCUGUCAAAUGUAAAUGUUGUUUCAAGUAUUUUGACCAAAUUUAAUAAAUAUAGAUUCUGGAUUAAACCCA
Molecule: messenger RNA, 971 nt
Organism: Patella vulgata (common limpet)
Lineage: Eukaryota; Metazoa; Mollusca; Gastropoda; Patellidae
Product: 3-beta-hydroxysteroid-Delta(8),Delta(7)-isomerase
Exons: 3
Coding region: 99-797 (232 amino acids)
Biological process (GO): cholesterol biosynthetic process
Cellular component (GO): membrane; endoplasmic reticulum
Molecular function (GO): steroid Delta-isomerase activity; C-8 sterol isomerase activity; cholestenol delta-isomerase activity
Source: RefSeq, a predicted model, not a curated record